This is a messenger RNA of Lathyrus sativus (Indian pea), 984 nucleotides long. The record is from the annotation of a GenBank genome assembly. NCBI's taxonomy places the organism in Eukaryota, Viridiplantae, Streptophyta, Magnoliopsida, Fabales, Fabaceae.
AUGGCGAAGGAAUUGCUGAGCCUUGACAAUGGAACAACUUGCUCAUCAUGGAACUACUCUGGCACGAGACUCGCUACUGGUUCCACCGAUGGAACACUUUCGAUCUUCGAUUUCCGUGAUCCAGCUUCUUCUUCUAACUCGCUUCGCUUUACUUUCAAAACUAAGGUUCAUGAAGGAAACAUUGCGAAGAUAGUUUGGGUUCCGCCAGAGUAUGGUGAUGCAGUUGCGUGUGUUUCCGCCGAUGGAAUUGUUUCAUUGUUGGAAGAGAUUGUUGAAGAUUCACAGCCUCUUCAGUGGAAGAUUCGUAAAACCUUCGGAAGCAGCGAGAGCAAAGUCCUGGAUGUACAAUUUGGAAUCUCCUUUACUCGAUUAAAAAUGGUUGCUGCAUAUUCAGACGGUCAUGUGAGAGUUUUCGAGCUUUUGGAUCCCUUGGAACUGACAAACUGGCAGCUUCAGGCUGAAUUUCAAAAUGUUGUUGAAUCAGUGUCUUCAUUUGGAAAGGCUCUGUGCAUCUCUGCGUCUAUAUCUUUGAACCCACAAAAGUGUGGUAGCGAGGAAUUCAGCUUCCUUGUAAGUUUUAAUUCAGAUACACCAGAGCUCAAUUCUUCCAAGGUAUGGGAGUUUGACCAGGCUCAUCGAAGAUGGCUUCCUGUGGCAGAAUUAGCACUGCCUGAGGACAAGGGUGAUCGGGUUUAUGCCGUCGCAUGGGCACCAAAUGUUGGCAGACUAUAUGAGGUCAUCGCCGUCGCAACUCACAAGGGACUUGCAAUAUGGCAUCUAGGAUUGAGUCCUGAUCAUAACGGGAGACUUGCGGUAGAUAAAGUUGCACUAUUGUCUGGUCACGAAGGCAUGGUGUGGCAAAUGGAGUGGGAUAUGAGUGGAAUGACGUUGGCUACUACAGGUGACGAUGGAAUGGUCCGAUUAUGGCAGUCUAAUCUCAACGGCAUUUGGCAUCAACAAGCUGCAUUCGAACCUACUUCUUAG